UGCUAAAUAGGUAACUGGAGUAAGCCAAAAAGGGUAACCACUGACCACAGCCAUAAAUCAAUUUGUUUCUCUUUCAUCUCUUCCCCAAAUCCCUUUCUUCUCCAACAACUUAGGGUUUCCAUUUUCCCAACAAUGCCCCGCAUUCCCUAAUUACCCCCUUUCUUUCUUUUUGUCAUUUCAUUUUUUUUCCCUCUUAAAUUAUAUUUCUCGACAUGGACGGCGGCGGGUCCACCCCGGCGGCGCCGAUUCCGAACGCGAACGCGCCACCGCCGUUCCUGAGCAAGACGUACGACAUGGUGGAGGACCCUUCCACCGACGCGAUCGUGUCGUGGAGCGCCACCAACAACAGCUUCGUCGUGUGGGACCCACCCGAAUUCGCCAGAGACCUUUUGCCCAAAUACUUCAAACACAACAACUUCUCCAGCUUCGUUAGACAGUUAAACACUUACGGUUUUAGGAAGGUUGAUCCAGAUCGCUGGGAAUUUGCAAAUGAGGGUUUUUUGAGGGGUCAAAAGCACUUGCUUAGGAGUAUAACUCGGCGAAAACCUGCCCAUGGUCAUAAUCAACCGGCUCAGCAACCACAUGGACAGAGUUCAUCUGUAGGGGCAUGUGUUGAAGUUGGGAAGUUUGGGCUUGAGGAAGAGGUUGAGAGGCUUAAAAGAGAUAAGAAUGUGCUCAUGCAAGAGCUUGUGAGGUUAAGACAGCAGCAACAGACCACUGAUAGCCAGCUGCAAGCAAUGGUUCAGCGCCUUCAGGGAAUGGAGCAACGACAGCAGCAAAUGAUGUCAUUCCUUGCAAAAGCUGUCCAGAGCCCUGGCUUCUUUGCUCAGUUUGUACAACAACAGCAAAAUGAUAGCAAUAGGCGCAUAAGUGAAGUCAACAAAAAACGUCGGCUUAAACAGGAAGGUAUUGCUGAAACAGAGAAUGCUGCUGCUCCAGAUGGACAAAUUAUUAAAUAUCAACCUCUGAUGAAUGAAGCAGCAACAGCAAUGCUUAGGCAAAUCAUGAAAUGGGAUACUUCUCGUGUGGAAUCUUUAAGUAAAAACACUGAUAACUACAUGAUUGGUGAUACUUCAUCAUCUUCCAGUGCAAUGGACAGUAGCAGCUCUUCGGGCUGGACUUCUGGAGUAACUCUUCAAGAGGUCUCUCCAGCUACGGUGCAGUCUUCUCGUGCUCCAGCUGCAACUGGGACUCAAGGGCUUGUCCCCUCAACCGUUAAACCUGAAAUUGUAUCUGUACCACCACAAGCAGUAGCUUCUGAAAAAGUUACAAAGGAUGGAACACCUGAUGCACCUUCUAUCCCUGUUUCUGAAGCAGAUGUGAUGAUGCCUGAUCUUCCUCCUAUAACAGAGAUGGUGACAGGAAAUAUUCUUGAUAUUCCCGAAGAAAAUUAUAUGGCUCCUGAGACAGAUGAGGGAUAUAUGGAUCCUUCUUCAUUGGGGGUUAUUGGAUCAUUUCCUGUUGAUUUUGAAGGUAUUUCACCUGAUGCGGACAUUGAUGAUUUGUUAGGCAAUCCUUCUAUUUGGGAUGAUCUUUUGCAAACUCCAGUUCCGGAGGAUAUUGAUACCAACGUGGCUGAAGUAUCCAAAGGGAAUGAGGUCCAGCCAACCGAAAAUGGAUGGAACAAAACUCAGCAUAUGGAUCACCUUACAGAGCAGAUGGGUCUUCUUUCUUCUGAUGCGAAAAGAGUUUGAUUAUCUAUGAAAUUUAUAUUAAUCUUUCAUAUUGUUCAAGUUUCCUUGGUGAGGAGGGAAAAAAGAGAAGACAUUGGUAAUAAUUGUUCAAGGCUUCUGAAAAAUUCACAUUGGUUCUUGCUUGAAUUGGCUUUCUGAACAAGGGCAGAAACAAUGGACAGCAGUGGUACGAUGUUAAGGUGCAGGCUGUUUGUUUCUAUAUCAAUUUUGUUUUAUCCUUACCGAAGUUAUGUUUCAACCGAUGGAAAAUAGAAGGAACAAAGAAAUUGAAUGACAUCAGUCACCAUUGUUUGAAUUGUUUAUGAUAAGAUAUAUUUGAACUUGAUGGAAUUUAUUCCAUUUCUUUUUAUCCAGUACUCUUGCCCUUUAAUUUGGGGGUAUGGGAUAGAACUAACUUCUUGUUUGCCAAUUUCCUUAUCAUUUGGUUUACUUAAAUAAUGAAAUGAAAAUUUCUAUU
Cajanus cajan (pigeon pea) is the source of this 2151-nucleotide messenger RNA. It is a transcript of the gene HSFA1D, whose product is annotated as heat shock transcription factor A1D. Gene Ontology annotation, cellular component: nucleus. The record is from RefSeq and is a predicted model, not a curated record. Gene Ontology annotation, molecular function: DNA-binding transcription factor activity; RNA polymerase II cis-regulatory region sequence-specific DNA binding. Gene Ontology annotation, biological process: regulation of transcription by RNA polymerase II; cellular response to heat. Lineage: Eukaryota; Viridiplantae; Streptophyta; Magnoliopsida; Fabales; Fabaceae.